UUAGACAGAAAUUCUUUUCGUUGUCGCGAAGUAUUCUAGUUAUUACUUUUUUUUUUUUCUUCUUUUUAAAUUUUCUGCUACUGACAAUUGCUUGUGGCUCGACCGAUGAAAUGAAAUGGAACAUGGAGAUCGAGGAAAUCGAAGCGAUUCUAGAGAAAAUCUGGGACCUUCACGACAAGCUCAGCGACGCUAUUCACUCCAUUUCCAGGUCUCACUUUCUUAGCUCCGUCAAAUCCCUUAAGAACUCUCACAACAUUCGCACCGGUAACCUCUCCGCCUCCGCCACCGCCGCCGAUGAUUCCGCCACCGCCGAAGACCGCGUCGGUUUCGUCUUCGUCAAGGACUUCCGUCCCGAAGACGAUGAUUCCGCCCUUCACGAAGCCAAGAGCCUUAACGCUAUAAGGACUGCGCUCGAGAACCUCGAAGACCAACUCGAGUUCCUUCAUACCAUUCAAACGCAGCAGCGUGUUGAGAGAGAUGCAGCAAUUGCCCGAUUAGAACAGAGUAGAAUUGUUCUUGCAAUGAGACUGGCAGAACAUCAUGGUAAAAAAUAUGAAGUUAUCAAAGAAGCUCAAGCUUUUGUUGGAGAUGUACAUGAUGCAGGUCGGCUUGUUUCACCUGAAAUUCUUUGUGGACAACCAAACUGUUCUGAGAACUUUGUGACUGAGAAAGGGAAGAAUUCUAAUUUCUUUUACAAUGUUUUUGUCUCAAGUUUUAAUUUUGUGAAGAAAUCUUUUGGAUUGGAUCAUAUGGGUGGAAUAGUGGGAAAUGCUGCUUUGGUUGCUGUUAGCAUGAUUGCGUUGCUUCAUUUGCAUCAGAUUAGUUAUCAUGACCAUCCGUUCAGGCACGAAGAUGGAGUUCACAGCAAUAGAACUUUCAGAACAACAACUGAGGGUUCAUCAUCCGAAUCCUCUUCCUGUAAUUUGGAUGUAUUGUUGGCCAGGGGCUAGGAUUAAAGAAAAGCAUUCUAAUCUUUUGGAGAAAUUAGUAGUGCGUGAUGGUUUUAGUUUACGAAGGGUUUUUUCUCUUCUCUUUUUUUUUUAAUCCUUUUUUUUGUUGUUGGUUUCUCUGUCUUUGUUGGUAUCAGCAGUGUGGGUCUGUGGGGACUGGGGAGGAGGGUAGGCCAAAGAGGAGGUAAACCUGCUUCCUUGAGAUUACUACUUAAAUCUUGCAACCUGUCUUUGUUCUUAGGCUUCUUGCACCGAAAAGUUUGUUUAGUCGAGAAUUGAUGUGCAAGGUAUAGGUCAUUUUCUUUUAAAUGAAUUCCUUGGUGUGAUGAUGGUGCUUCAAAUAUUUUGGCUAAGAUGUUUUCAUUAUGGUGGAAGUCAAGUUGUGAUCCAUUUUCCUGCUAGCUAGUUAUAGUUUGUAUCUGUUUGGUAGAUGCGUUUCGAUGUAAAGUGAGAAUUCAGGAAUCUACAUUUUCUUAUUCGAUGCUGCUGCCUUUAAGGAAAUC
Molecule: messenger RNA, 1453 nt
Organism: Arachis stenosperma
Lineage: Eukaryota; Viridiplantae; Streptophyta; Magnoliopsida; Fabales; Fabaceae
Product: plastid division protein PDV1
Exons: 2
Coding region: 111-950 (279 amino acids)
Biological process (GO): chloroplast fission
Source: RefSeq, a predicted model, not a curated record